This is a messenger RNA of Paramacrobiotus metropolitanus, 2571 nucleotides long. Its product is annotated as solute carrier family 26 member 10-like. Gene Ontology annotation, molecular function: chloride transmembrane transporter activity; sulfate transmembrane transporter activity; bicarbonate transmembrane transporter activity. Gene Ontology annotation, biological process: transmembrane transport. Lineage: Eukaryota; Metazoa; Tardigrada; Eutardigrada; Parachela; Macrobiotidae. The transcript has 13 exons. Bases 1 to 2571 code for a protein of 856 amino acids. Gene Ontology annotation, cellular component: membrane. The record is from RefSeq and is a predicted model, not a curated record.
AUGAGAAGGAAUAUCAGCGAUGAUACUCAUCCAUACGAUGUUCCAAUGCCGGUUAACUUGUACACCAUCGGUGCUACAGCUGCCGAGAUACCGGCAGCAACUUUUCGCAAUGUGAAUAUUGGGAAUCUUCAAACUGGAGCAAGACUCCAGGUUAAUCGCCCUGUUUUCAAUCAGGAAAGCUUUGAUUCAUCAUACGAAUUAUCUGAUCCCGGACUUCCGCUGAAUCCGCGACAGAAGUUAUACAAAAAGGGGAAAUCUUGGUUCCCACCAAAGAUUAAAUGGGAGCAGGCAUGCAGUGUCCAGUCGGCAUAUGCCGUGCUGGUUCGCUGGAUACCUAUUUUAUAUUGGCUUCCUAAGUAUAACUGGAAAGCUAACUUGUUGGCGGAUGUUACAGCAGGGGUGACAGUGGCAUUCCUCAACACUCCGGAAGGUGUAGCGUAUGCUCUUUUGGCUUCGGUCCCUGCCAUAACUGGGCUGUAUACUUCCUUUUUCCCUUUACUGAUUUUUAUCUUCCUCACCACAACGAGACAUUCCACCUACGGCACCAACGCUAUAAUAAGCGUGAUGACCAGCAAGCUUGUAAUGCAGCAUGCUCAAGAUUAUUUGCUCGUCGAAGAGGUGUCCCUCGGCGAACAAUACUCAAACGAAACGCUAUCAGCUCUCGAGACGAGCCAAAUACGGGUUGCUUCCGGUGUGGCCUUUUUAAUGGGAGCGUGGCAGCUCAUUUUUGGCAUAGUUGGAGCAGGCGGACUUGUGGUUUAUUUCUCCGAUCAACUAGUGCAAGGAUUUACCUGUGGAGCGGCAGUGCAUGUAUUCAGUAGUCAAUUGCCCACAGUGUUCGGCAUCCACGGUCUACCAGGAUACCAAGGCGCAUUCAAGUUAAUACGCACAUACGUCGCUUUCUUCCAAGUAAUCCACACUACUCACGGCACCACCCUCAUCGUUUCCCUGUUAUCAUUAAUCUUCCUGAUAAUCAUCAAAUACGCCAUCAACGCCAACCAGCGCAUCCGGGCGGUGAUUCGUGUGCCCAUCCCGGCGGAACUGCUCACCGUCCUCCUGGGCACAUCCAUCUCCUACGCCAUGAAUCUGCAUGGUCGCUACGGCGUCACCAUUGUCAACCGGAUGCCCGCCGGGUUUCCGGCACCCGCCCUACCCGGCAUCCACAAUAUCAUGGGCCUAGUGGGUGACACGUUCAUUAUCAGCGUUAUUGCGCUGUCGUUGAGUAUUACGCUGGGACUGUUGUUUGCCAAUAAACACGGCUACGCCAUCGAUCCCAAUCAGGAGUUCCGGGCGCAGGGCGUGGCCAAUGUGAUUUCUUCAUUCUUCCAGUGUUUUCCGUCCUGUGUGUCGGUGGCAUGCACGGCACUACAGGACGGAGUGGGUGGUCGCACACAGGUGGUCAGUAUGGUGCACUGUACCAUUAUUCUGAUCGUUAUUGUCGCGCUGGGACGCUUUUUGGAGCCGUUGCCGCAUGCGUGUCUGGGAGCGAUUGUCAUGAUUUCCGUGGUGAAAUUAAUCGCGCAGAUUGUCCAACUGGUUGCUCUUUUGAAGGUGUCCCUUAUUGACUGGUCGGUGUUCGUCGCGGUAUUUUUUGGAGUGGUCAUUCUGGAUGUUGAUUAUGGUUUAGCCAUUGGAUUGGCAUGGGCAAUACUGACAAUUAUGCUAAGAAUGCAAAAACCGAAAGUGGCUCCCAUGGGAAGAUUACCGGGAACGGACAUUUAUCAACGGACAGAUGAAUAUAUCAUGGCGACAGAAGUUCCAGGCGUAAAGAUAAUAAAGGUCAACGCACCCAUCUAUUACGCCAAUGCAACAUAUAUUAAACUCCGUUUAUACGCAUUUGCCGAACUCAACAGCCUGUUGCAAAAGCCGACCAUUAACAAUUCUCGUCGCGGAAACCGUCUGGUCAACGCAUCCACUCAAAGCGGUUUUGAUCCAACGGUGGCCGAAAAUUAUGCUUACGCAGACCGUUUAGACAAUAUCUCCACGAUUGACCGGCAGAAAAUGGAGGCAAACCGCCGGCCAAGUUAUCAGUUCCGGCGCAGCUCCAUAGCGUUUCGGCAGAGCGCCGGUGCGCCGGCCGUAAUCAGUCUGGAAGAAUUUGAUGAUCUACAAAAUGACAGCCGCACUGCGGAUCAAGCAGCGCAAACCCGGCAUCUGAUUGUUGACUGCUCGAGUGUGUCGUUUUUGGAUGUCACCGGAGCGGGAUUUCUCAAGAAAACGCAGGCGGAAUGUGCCGGGAUGGAUGUGGAGGUCCUAUUAGCCUGUGCAUCUAAAUCUGUUCGGGAAAUGUUAUAUGUGUGCGGCGCCGGUGAAUAUAUUCUGCCGCAUCAGUAUUUUGUUACGAUUCACGACGCAGUAUUGUAUGCGGUCAACACGCAGAAACAGCAUCCUAACACAAGAAUUCUUCAUAAUAUUAAUAAUAGGGUGGUGAGAUUAACUGCCGGAGUGGGCACAUCUCCUCGCACAGAAGACAAUAGACCGGAAGAUGUUCCGGAGCGGUCGAACGAUAACGGGAAUGCCAUCAUUUGCAGCGGUCACCGGCAGCGAGCUGCUGGCUACGAAACUAUGUGA